AUGGUCAACGUCACCACAGUGACCAAUUUCCUGCUCAUGGGGUUUUCUGACAUCUGGGAGCUGCAGCUGAUCCAUGCUGCACUGUUCCUCCUGGUCUACCUCGCAGCCCUGACAGGGAAUCUUCUCAUCGUCGCGAUCACCACCCUCGACCGGCGCUUCUACAGCCCCAUGUACUUCUUCCUCAAGCAUCUGUCCAUCCUCGACCUCUGCUACAUUUCUGUCACAGUCCCCAAAUCCAUCGCCAAUUCCCUGACCAACAGCUGUUCUAUCUACUACUGGGGUUGUGUGGCCCAACUCUUUUUAACAAUUAUGUUGGCUAUUUCAGAGUUGUUCGUCCUCACCGUGAUGUCCUACGACCGCUACGUGGCCAUCUGCCGCCCCCUCCACUAUGAGGUCAUCAUGAACAGAGGUGCCUGUGUGCAGAUGGCAGCUGCUACCUGGUUCAGCGGGGGGCUGCUUGGGGCGAUGUACUCAGCGGGAACAUUCACAUUAAGCUUCUGCAGAACUAAUAUGAUCCAACAGUUCUUCUGUGAUGUCCCUUCCCUGCUGAACAUCUCCUGCUCUGAAAGGCACAUUGUCGUUGAUGUCAGUGUAGCCAUUGGUAUGAGCUUCGGUUUCAUCUCCUUCGUGUCCAUCAUCAUUUCAUACAUUUACAUCUUCUCCACCGUGCUGACAUUUCCAUCCACUGAGAGCCGCUCCAAAGCUUUCUCCACCUGCCUGCCUCACCUUGCCGUCAUCAUGUUUUUUCUCUCUACUGGAGCCUGUGCCUACCUGAAGCCACCUUCAGACUUCCCGUCAACCCUGGACCUGAUGGUGUCUGUUUUCUACACCGUCGUGCCCCCGACCCUGAACCCCCUCAUCUACAGCCUGAGGAACAGGGACAUGAAGGCCGCCCUUUGGGAGGUUUGGGGCUGA
Ornithorhynchus anatinus (platypus) is the source of this 915-nucleotide messenger RNA. RefSeq names its product olfactory receptor 14A16-like. The coding region runs from base 1 to 915 and encodes 304 amino acids. Gene Ontology annotation, molecular function: G protein-coupled receptor activity; odorant binding; olfactory receptor activity. Lineage: Eukaryota; Metazoa; Chordata; Mammalia; Monotremata; Ornithorhynchidae. The record is from RefSeq and is a predicted model, not a curated record. Gene Ontology annotation, biological process: G protein-coupled receptor signaling pathway. Gene Ontology annotation, cellular component: membrane. The transcript has a single exon.